Molecule: messenger RNA, 1506 nt
Organism: Trichoderma reesei QM6a
Lineage: Eukaryota; Fungi; Ascomycota; Sordariomycetes; Hypocreales; Hypocreaceae
Exons: 1
Coding region: 1-1506 (501 amino acids)
Source: RefSeq, a predicted model, not a curated record
AUGGCUUCAUUACAGACGCAGCCGUCGGGCCUGAGCGGCGCCGGCAAGCUCACCAAGUCGCGCAGCCGCAUCGUCGUCAAGCCCAUCCUCAAGCGGCUGCACCACGUCCACUCGCACUCGGAGCGCAACUCGCUCGACCUCAACCGCGGCUGGGACGACCAGCCCGUGGCCACGACGCCCGAGCUCGAGUACGGCUCCUUCGACUUUGGCGCGCGCGACCUCGACGACCUGAGCGCCGACCGCCGCCUGUAUUCCACCUACGCAGCUGCGCCAGCCGCCGGCGCAAAGCUCGCGCGCGACGUCAGCUUCACCAGCCUGUCCAAGACCAAGCCGGACCUGGGCGCCGCGCCGCCUGGCCUCGCCCGCGCAAACACCUUCUCCUUCUCCCCAGCCUCGCACGCCCGCUCGACCAGCGGCAACUCAGUCUCGGCCGCCGCCGCCGCCACCACCCGCGCCGGCUCCUUCGUCCACCCCUUCCAGCAGAUGCCCCGGACCUCGACGCCGCCGCUGCACUCGUACGCAAACUCCCUCUCCUCGCUCGACGGCGGCCUCACCGCCCAGCAGCAGCGCGACCUGACCUCGGCCAUUGCCGAGAGCAGCGACAGCAGAAACAGCAGCAGCAACAGCAGCAGCAGCAGCAGCAGCAGCGACGACGACGACGACAACAGGCCGAACCUCGACGAGCCGCCGCUGGCCUCGCAGUCUGGCGAGGAGGCUUCCAACCGGGCCGCUUCCGCCGCCACAAACUCCAAGAAGCUGUCCUACUCCUCCAGCCUGCGCUCAAACUCGCCCGCCUCCAAGCCCGCGGCGCCUCCUGGCCGCCACUCGCUCUCCGGGCGACCCUCGCUGUCCGGCAGCCAGCGCACCAGCUCAGAUGGGCCGUCGGUCAGGGCCGCCACCACUCGCUCCAACUCGGGCCCUUCUGUACAACGUCUCACCCAGGCCGCUGUGAAUCACCAGUCCGCGUUGGCAAACGACUCCUCAUCUUCCAAUGCCGCCUCCGUUCCCUUGCUCAUCUCCACCACCCAGCAGAAGACGGCCUCCAACCCGGUCUGCUCAACCUCGCCCAUCUCCCCCUUUCGCACGUCGCUGGACAUGAACGGCUUCCGCCUGCGCUCCCGGAGCGAGAUGGACUCGUCCACCCGCCAGGAGCAGGUCCGCGAGGCCCGCCGCAAGUUCGAGGCCAAGGAGAAGGAGAAGGAGGAAAAGUACGCCCGCGAGCAGAUCAAGAAGCGCGAGCGCGCCGACGCCAAGGAGGCUCACAAGAUUGAGCGCGCCCAGGCCCAGAAGCGCAAGACGAGCUUUGGCUACACCACGCCCAUCUCCAGCGCCAGGAACUCGUCCAGCGUCCGCGAGAAGACCGAGUCUGAUCCUCUCAACGGCAGCCAGCCCCAAGAGGCCCCCUCCCGGAGCAAGUCGGCCAAGCGCAGGACAAACAGCCUUUGGACCGCAUUCAUGCUCUGGCUGAGAACCCGUCUGCUCAAGCUGGCGAGACGACAGCGAUGA